AACUCACACUUUAAGAAUAAAGAUAGUUUAGAAACUUUCAGUCUAAUUAGUUUAUUGAGCCAAAAUCUCUUUUAUCUUUACCGACACAAAAUUAGUCAACUUCAUUAAAAACAUUCCUUUUUCAACAAUCCAUGAUUCGACACUGUAACUGAGUCGACACAAAGAAGGGCUCGCUCGGGGAUCUUGAUCGUGUGUGGUUCAUGGGAGAUGCUGUUGAUGUCGAGCUUCGAUCUGUAAGUUCUCCUGAAUUCUCCCUCCGUUUGGUUGCCCAGAAAAUUGAGGAGGAUAAUAAAAGAAAAAAACAGCGCAUUGAUUCUGAUGUUUUCAUGUCAUUUUUGUGAUGUUGUGAGAGGGGAUUGUAACUAUGCCGAGACCAAUGGUGCUUGCUUUUCUGUUGAUUAUACUUAUAAUUACCUCUCAAUUUGAAUGGAAGCAACCACUUGUGAGUGAUAUUGACGCGAGUCCGAGUUUAUCUCAUAAGCAGCAACAAAUUUCUAAGAGUAAAGAAGAGGUGAAAGAGAAGAUUAUCUUAUCACAAGAGCAGAACAUUCAGAGACUCAGCGAGCUGGUGCGAAGCCUUCAGAAACAAUUGCUACUUUGCAGGACCAAUAAUGAAACAACGAAUGACACUGUAAGCUCGUUGAAAGAAAAUGUCAUCGAGCUUGAGCGGCAGCAGACCCCGGAGGACUAAGCGGGAGACAUAAAAGUCUCUGAUGAAUGGUUACGGUAUGUGAAAUCACUUACCUUUGUUUAUCUACUAAAGUUUGUAUUCGAAGCUCUAUUACUUGUAAAGUUUACAUUGAUUCGUGUUAAUUGUAACCAUUCUUUAUGCCAAUGUUACAAUAUAUUCAGUUAAUGAUGACCGAUGGUUAAAUUCUUUCUCAGAGCA
This is a messenger RNA of Cornus florida, 889 nucleotides long. RefSeq lists its product as uncharacterized. The coding region runs from base 365 to 691 and encodes 108 amino acids. The transcript has 3 exons. The record is from RefSeq and is a predicted model, not a curated record. Lineage: Eukaryota; Viridiplantae; Streptophyta; Magnoliopsida; Cornales; Cornaceae.